CAGGAUCUGCAUAAUUUCUCUCUGGAAACUGUCUUACCCAAACAGAAGGAUGAUUUUCUUCUGAAUAAGGACGUGAGUGGAUGAACCAUAUUUCUGCAUGUCUGGCUUCAAGAUUCUCAAAUCAAUUGUGUACAGAGAAGAAAAGAAAAAAAAAACAGAAUGGCUAUAAUUUAAAACUAUCAACUACACAUAAAAGCAAAAUGAGUAAAAGAGAGAUCAGUGUGUGUCAACAAACUUGGGCCUUGUUAAACAAGAACAUCCUUAAUAAAUGGAGAAUGAAAAGAGAAUCUUUACUGGAGUGGUUAAGCGCAUUGGCUCUGCUGCUUUUUUUGCUCCUAAAUCCUAAUGGCCAUGAGCUUGUUGAUCUUUCUUCAAUGCCUACGAUAGACCUGGGACGAAUUGAUUCAUUUAACUCAAGUGAAUUUGCGCUUGUGUACACACCUGUCACCAAUACGACUGAACAGAUAAUGAAGAAGGUGUCCUCAGUCUCCUUCAUGAAAGAUAAAGAAGUCUUUGGAGUAUCUGAUGAAGAAAAGAUCCAAGAAUUAACAGAUUAUCGUUUGGAAAUAAUCAGAGUCAUCUUUACUAAUACAUUCUCAUAUCAUUUGAAAUUCUUGCUGAGAGAGUGGAUCCCAACCCACAAGGAAAUCAGAGACCAUACAGCUCAUUGUUACAGCACUAGUGAAGAUGUCUGGUGUGACAAUACAAUGUUCUGGAAGAAAGGGUUUGUAGCUCUUCAAGCUGCCAUCAAUGCUGCUAUUAUAGAAAUCACAACGAAUCACUCUGUGACAGAGCAACUGAUGUCAGUUACUGGAAAAAACAUGAAGAUACACCCUUUUGUCAAUCAAGAAGGAAUUUCAACUGAUCUGCACAUUUUCUUCUGCAUUAUUUCCUUCUCCUCAUUCACUUACUAUGCAUCUAUUAGUGUUACAAGAGAGAGAAAAAGGAUGAAGGGCAUGAUGACAGUGAUGGGUCUCCAGGACUCAGCGUUCUGGCUCUCCUGGGGGCUGCUUUAUGCCGGCUUCAUCUUCGUGAUGGCUCUCUGCUUGGCACUGGUUUUAAAAUAUGUUGAUUUUAUCAUUCUGACUGGCUUCACAACAGUCUUCACUCUCUUUCUCCUCUAUGGAUUAUCUUUGAUAGCUUUAUCUUUUCUAAUGAGCGUACUGGUAAAGAAAGUUUACCUCACCGGUCUGGCUGUGUUCCUUCUUACUGUCUUUUGGGGGAGUCUGGGGUUCCUGGCAUUGUAUAGACACCUUCCUGCAUCAUUGGAGUGGACUUUGAGUUUGUUUAGUCCUUUUGCCUUCACGCUUGGAAUGACCCAGCUUUUACAUAUGGACCAUGAUAUGAAUUCUAAUGCGUACCCUCUUCCACUGAACAAUUCAAACAUAAUAAUAGCAACAAAUUUCAUGUUGGCGUUGGAUAGCUUCCUUUACCUGGCAUUAACAAUUUAUUUUGAAAAAGUUUUGCCAAAUGAGUACGGGCAUCAAUAUUCACCAUUGUUUUUCCUGAAGUCCUCCUUUUGGUCACAACAAAAAAGGGCUAAGCAUGUGACCCUUGAAGAGGAUCUAGAUCUUGAUGCAUCAUCAUCUAAUGACUCUUUUGAACCCGUGUCUCCCGAAUUUCAUGGGAAAGAAGCCAUCAGAAUCAGAAAUGUUACAAAAGAAUAUAAAGGAAAACCUGAUAAAACAGAAGCUUUGAAAGAUCUGACAUUUGACAUAUAUAAAGGUCAAAUCACUGCAGUCCUUGGUCAUAGUGGAGCUGGAAAAUCAACUCUAUUAAACAUUCUCAGUGGACUCUCUGUUCCUACCAAAGGUUCAGUCACUAUCUAUAAUAACAAGCUUUCUGAAAUGGCUGACAGAGAAAAUGUCAUCCAGCUCACUGGAGUUUGUCCACAACUCAAUGUGCAGUUUGAUUUGCUCACAGUGAAAGAAAAUCUUUGGCUGUUUUCUAAAAUAAAAGGGAUUCAGCCCCAUGAAAUUGAUGCAGAGAUCCAAAGAGUUCUGCUGGAACUGGAUAUGAAAAAUAUUCAGCAUGUCCUUGCUAAAAACUUAAGUGGUGGACAGAAAAGAAAACUAACUUUUGGGAUUGCCACUUUAGGAGACCCUCAGAUUUUCCUGUUGGAUGAACCAACUGCUGGACUGGACCCAUUCUCAAGACAUCAAGUUUGGAACUACUUGAAGGAGCGGAAAACAGACCAUGUGAUCCUCUUUAGUACCCAGUUCAUGGAUGAGGCUGACAUCCUAGCCGAUAGGAAAGUAUUUCUCUCCAAAGGGAAGCUGAGAUGUGCAGGCUCUUCGCUGUUCCUAAAGAAGAAAUGGGGAAUUGGAUAUCACUUAAGUUUACAACUGAAUGAAGUGUGCUUUCAGGAAAAAAUAACAUUGCUUGUUAAACAGCACAUACCUGAUGCCAAAUUAUCAGCAGAAAGUAAAGGAAAACUUGUAUAUACAUUGCCACUGGAAAGAACAAGUCUAUUUCCAGACCUUUACCAGGAACUUGAUAGCCAUCCUGACCUUGGAAUUGAGAGUUAUGGUGUUUCCAUGACAACUCUGAAUGAGGUGUUCCUGAAACUAGAAGGAAAAUCAACUAUUGAUGAAUCAGAUACUACCAUUUUGAGAGAAAUGCACUCAGAACAAGCUAUAGAUGCAGAAAGGCUUGUGGAGAUGGAACAAGUUCUCUCUUCACUGAGUGAUAUGAAGACAAUAGGUGGCAUGGCUCUCUGGAGACAGCAGGUCUGCGCCAUCGCAAAGGUCCGCUUCCUAAAGUUAAAACAUGAAAGGAAGGCUCUGCUAUCACUGUUGUUAAUUCUAGCGCUUGGAUUUUGCCCUACUGUCGUGGGAUAUAUUAUCAUGAAAACACAGCAAAGCAGUUACACUUGGGAACUUUCUCCUCAUUUGUAUUUUUUGGCUCCUGGGCAACAACCACGUGAUCCCCUCACUCAGUUAUUAAUCAUCAAUAAAACAGGAGCAGGUAUUGAAGAUUUUAUACAAUCUGUGGAGCGUCAAGAUAUAGCUUUGGAGAUAGAUGUCCUUGGAAUUAGUAAUGGCCUGGAUGACCCAGCUUAUAACGGAGCCAUCAUAGUAUCUGGUGAUGAAAAGAAUUACAGUUUUUCAUUUGCAUGCAAUGCUAAAAGACUCAACUGCUUUCCGGUUCUGAUGGAUAUUGUGAGCAAUGGGUUACUUGGAAUGGCAGAAUCAUCAGCACAUAUACAGACUGACAGAAGUACAUUUUGGGAGGAGGAAGAAAGUAAUAUAGUUGAAUUCCUCGGGUACAGCUUAUUCUGGCUGAUUCUGUCAUCCAGCUGUGCUCCUUAUCUCGGCAUGAGUAGCAUCGAUGAUUAUAAGAUCAAAGUUUGGUCCCAGCUACGAACUUCGGGGCUCUUCUCUUCUGCUUACUGGUUUGGACAAGCUCUGGUGGAUAUUCCAAUUUAUUUCUUGAUGUUCCUUUUCAUGUACUUAAUGGACUCCACUUUAAACAUCUAUGACUCUCUGUUUGGAUUUAUAAAUAAAGUCAUACAAAUACCGUGUGUUCUUGGUUAUACUGCCUCACUGAUCUUCUUAACAUACGUGAUUUCAUUUAUUUUUCGUAAAGGAAGGAAAAAUAGUGGCAUCUGGUCAUUCUGCUUCUAUAUUAUCACAGUCGUAUCUCUCUGUGGACUUAUCUUGGAUCUCUUUGGAAACACCGCUUUGUAUAGCACCACAUUUUUAGUACCACAAAUCACAUUAAUUGGCUGUGUGAUCUUAGCUCAUCAUCUCCUUAUGUUUUAUGCAGAUGAAGAAUCAACUGGUGUUGAGCCCUACCUAGUAUUCCUAAUUCCUCUACUUCAUUUUAUCAUCUUUGUCUUAAUACUUCGAUGUCUAGAGUGGAAGUUUGGAAAGAAAUCUAUGAGAAAGGAUCCUGUCUUUAGAAUUUCUCCAAGAAGGAGUGAUGUACAAAAAAAUCCAGAAGAGCUAGAAGGGGAGGAUGAAGAUGUUCAGCUGGAAAGAGUGAGAAGCUUACAUGCUUUGAAUUCCACAAACUUUGAAGAGAAACCAGUCGUUAUUGCCAACUGUUUACGAAAAGAGUACACAGGGGAAAGGAAGUGGUGCUGUGCCAAGAGCAAGAAGAAAAUAGCCACAAGAAAUGUCUCUUUCUGUGUUGGAAAAGGUGAGGUGUUAGGAUUACUAGGACAUAAUGGAGCUGGCAAAACCACAUCCAUUAAAAUGAUAACUGGAGACACAGAACCAACUGCUGGACAGGUGCUAUUACAAGGGAGCAGUGAAAGGGAGCCCCUGUUCCUGGGGUAUUGUCCCCAAGAGAGCGCCUUGUGGCCCAACUUGACGGUCAAGGAGAACCUGGAGGUGUUCUCUGCCGUGAAAGGACUGAGGAAAGAGGAUGCUGCGGUCACUAUCACACGGUUGGUUGAUGCUCUUAAGCUGCAGGACCAGCUGAAGUUUCCUGUGAAGACUUUGGCUGAGGGAAUAAAGAGAAAGCUGUGCUUUGCGCUGAGCAUCCUGGGAAACCCCUCAGUGGUGCUUCUAGAUGAACCGUCCACAGGAAUGGACCCCGAGGGGCAGCAGCAGAUAUGGCAGGCGAUCCGGGCCACCUUUAAAAACACAGAGAGAGGUGCCAUCCUGACCACCCACUACAUGGCAGAGGCAGAGGCUGUGUGUGAUCGUGUGGCCAUCAUGGUGUCUGGAAAGCUGAGAUGUAUUGGUUCCAUCCAACACCUGAAAAGCAAAUUUGGUAAGGAUUACCAGCUGGAGCUGAAGGUGAAAUCUCUUGAGCAAGCAGAAAUUCUGCACACGGAAAUUCUAAAACUUUUCCCCCAGGCUGCUCGGCAGGAAAGGUUCUCCUCUCUGUUGGUCUACAAAUUGCCAGUAGAUGACGUACGGCCUUUGGCGCAAGCUUUUUUCAAAUUAGAGACAGUGAAACAGAACUUUAACCUGGAGGAGUACAGCCUCUCACAGUCCACACUGGAACAGGUUUUCCUCGAGCUCUGUAAGGAGCAGGAGCGGGAUAAUUUUGAUGAGGAACUCCAGCCCUCAGUCAAAUGGAAGCUUCUCCCACAGGAAGAACUUUAAGGCCUCAAAUACCCUGUUUCCAUUUAAGCCUGCAGUUGUUUAUGACAUUUAUUUUUAUAACAUCAGCGGCACAUUUUAAACAGUCAUAUUGUAAUCAAUUACAAGGUUCUUUGUGUGCCAGGGAAGAGGAGUCGGGACAAAGCAGAAGUGAUGACAGUGUGCAGACAGGCACUUAUCUGAGCCCACACCCUAGUCAGAGCCUCCUUCAGGCCAUGCUUAGUCCAUAUUUUCAUAUAAUGCGUAACAAGUAUCUUUUUCUUUUAUGAUAUUGUUUAAGUUUCUUUAUACAGUAAAUUUUAAUUUUUAUCGAAACCUUGAAAUAAAAUCACUUAUAAAAUACAUUUAAAAAAAACUUGAAAUACUGUUUUCUAACCUAGAUUAAGUUCAUAUAUUUAAGCUUUUGUGAGUUCACUGCUUUUGCAAAUUUUAGCAAGAAUUUAAUUGGUCAUCCCAUACUUUUUAAUGUGUUGCAUUUGAAUGUACUUUCCUACACUAAUCACAACUUCUGAUACCACUUUAUUGGGUAAUAUUACACUUGGAACCUUAUCACUUACGCAAUAAUAAUCUUAAAACCCAAAAAGUU
Messenger RNA from Erinaceus europaeus (western European hedgehog), 5643 nucleotides. RefSeq names its product ATP binding cassette subfamily A member 8 (gene ABCA8). Gene Ontology annotation, cellular component: intracellular membrane-bounded organelle; mitochondrial inner membrane. The record is from RefSeq and is a predicted model, not a curated record. Bases 81 to 5060 code for a protein of 1659 amino acids. The transcript is spliced from 40 exons. NCBI's taxonomy places the organism in Eukaryota, Metazoa, Chordata, Mammalia, Eulipotyphla, Erinaceidae. Gene Ontology annotation, biological process: transmembrane transport; lipid transport. Gene Ontology annotation, molecular function: ABC-type transporter activity; ATP hydrolysis activity; lipid carrier activity.